CUCCGAAGGUGGGACGUCCGCGGUCUCGGCACCUCUAGCCGCAGCGGGGGCCGGCUGCCCUUGCUCUUUAUACCAGGGCUCCUGCUCUGCGGGAGUUUGGAGCAGGGUCUGGGGUCUGGAGGGUGCGGCUAUUUGUGUGUGUCCUGCAGCUCUGCCUCAGGACAGCUUCAAUACUCAGUGUUGGAGGUGACCCAGCGAGGCAUGGCCGUUACCUUGGACUAGAGGUUGUCGGCUGCCGCUCUGUCCUUGCGGAACUUCCACUUCCUUUUCAGCCACGACCAGCCCUAUUUCAGUGGAGAUGGCCAGUGGUAGCUUGGUGGUCUGAGAGCCGGUGGACCCCGAAAGUAUGUGUGACGCUAAAGCUGCUUGCGUCUUGACCUACGAACUGGUUCAGGAGAAACCGCUGGCGUCUCACAAGAUGCGCGUCCACAUCCUGGAUGUUAUCACACCCCUCUCCCCUGCCAACGACCUACAGCUGCACAUCCCCAAGUUCCUGAUGCUUGGGGCCCGCUUUACUGUCCCUAAUGCCCAAGAUGCCAAUCAGGUAAGCAAUAGGUUGCUAAGCUACAGCCUGUGCCCCAGCCAACACUUUCGCCUGGACAUGAGGUUCCGGAUGGAAACUCUGGAUCCUAAGAAGAGCGCCAGCAACCGGCUGGUGCUCAUCGGUCAGGACUGCAGAGCGGCCAGCGCUCUCUGGUGGACACAGACGUCAAUGCACCUGUAUUUGAGCGCACAGUAUACAGCACUAACGUGCCAGAGACUGCACCCAACGAAACUGUGUCAUUACGAGUUUAGACCUCAGACCUGGAUGAAGUCUCCAAUGGGGAAAUCCAGGACUCCGUAAGCAACAACACGCAAGUAAAGUCGCCACACCACUUUCACGCUCAGCCUAGAAAUGGGGAGGUGCAGGUAGCUGUUUUACUAGGUCUGUCUGAAACACUACUGGAGGCAUAUAUCCAGGAGAGGAAUGAAGGUACCUUGGGUCAAGCCAGUGCCACCAAACUGCUAGUGGAAGUGACUGACGUGAAUGAUCAUGCCCCCCGAGGUGAACCUGCUGAUUCUCUCCAGUCCACUUUCCAAGAACACUGUCCCUGGCACAAUGAUUGCUCUCCUAAGGGAUGAGGGCUUCGGUCCCAAUGGUAAAGUCAUUUGUAGCAUGUCCAGUGGAGGCGGGGUUUUUUGUUUGUUGUUCUUUAGAGAGAGAGAGAAAGUGAGAGGGAGAGAGAUAGAAACAUCGAUAA
This is a messenger RNA of Molossus molossus (Pallas's mastiff bat), 1241 nucleotides long. Its product is annotated as protocadherin alpha-C1-like. The coding region runs from base 347 to 844 and encodes 165 amino acids. NCBI's taxonomy places the organism in Eukaryota, Metazoa, Chordata, Mammalia, Chiroptera, Molossidae. The record is from RefSeq and is a predicted model, not a curated record. The transcript has a single exon.